Messenger RNA from Dujonia railenensis, 459 nucleotides. NCBI's taxonomy places the organism in Eukaryota, Fungi, Ascomycota, Pichiomycetes, Serinales, Debaryomycetaceae. The record is from the annotation of a GenBank genome assembly.
AUGAACUCAACGACGUCUUUCAAGUUGAAUCCACUCAACAAAAUCAUUGGGUUAUCCAUAGUCUUGUCUAUGGGAUUUCUUUUGGUUGUACUUGCUGGUAUAUACGGGAACUGGUUCCCCAUAAUAAUCGGGAUUGUCUUCGCAUUUGCGCAUAUACCAAUUAUUGUAUCAAAUGUGUUGUCUGAGGGAUACGGUGACUACGACUUUAACUUUGAUACCACCUCUUCCAAUUCACCCAAUGCAGCCAAGGAAGUUGGCUUAUUUCUUUCGGCGUUCUUACUUAUAAGUGCAUUAUCAUUGCCAGUACUUCUUCACCAUUCGCGCAUACUUACCACCACGGCAAUGGUGUUGACUAUUAUCGGCGGAGGACUCAUUUACGGGACUGUGUACACAUUUAGUCUGUUCUUCCGUGAUGAGGAGGAGGAGGAGCUUGAAGAUAUCGGUGGAGGAGUAAUCUAG